CUUUUCCGUUUUUCAUCGGCAGUAAAUAUGGUAAACGUACCCAAGCAAAGAAAGACCUACUGCAAAGGGCCGAAAUGCCGUAAGCAUACCCUCCACAAAGUUACCCAAUACAAGAAGGGUAGAGAUUCCGUAUUUGUUCAAGGAAAGAGACGUUACGAUCGUAAACAGAGCGGUUACGGUGGUCAAACCAAGCCAAUCUUUCAUAAAAAGGCAAAGACGACAAAGAAAAUUGUUUUGAAAAUGGAAUGUACUGAGUGUAAAUUCAAGAAACAAUUGCCCAUCAAGAGAUGCAAACAUUUCGAAUUGGGUGGAGAAAAGAAGAGGAAGGGACAAAUGAUCCAAUUUUAA
Dimorphilus gyrociliatus is the source of this 348-nucleotide messenger RNA. The record is from the annotation of a GenBank genome assembly. NCBI's taxonomy places the organism in Eukaryota, Metazoa, Annelida, Polychaeta, Dinophilidae.